Molecule: messenger RNA, 3595 nt
Organism: Labeo rohita (rohu)
Lineage: Eukaryota; Metazoa; Chordata; Actinopteri; Cypriniformes; Cyprinidae
Product: protein phosphatase 1 regulatory subunit 12A
Exons: 24
Coding region: 63-2744 (893 amino acids)
Biological process (GO): signal transduction
Cellular component (GO): cytoplasm; Z disc; A band
Molecular function (GO): enzyme inhibitor activity; phosphatase regulator activity; protein kinase binding
Source: RefSeq, a predicted model, not a curated record
CGUGAAUCGGACAUCACUUGUCUGAUGAACUGAAACUCCCCGGGAGAGACCGAGGGAGGAAGAUGGCGGCCACUGACCGUUCCCGGUCCGAAGCGGCAAAGCAGCGAAGGCAGGAUCAGCUGCAGCGGUGGCAGGGCUCUGAGACGGACCGGACCGGGGCGGAGGCGAGGAGCCAGUCCUCCGCUCCCGGAAACCGACGGGCCAGGGUGCGCUUCGCCCAGGGCGCUGUGUUCAUGGCCGCCUGCUCCGCCGGGGACCGGGAGGAGGUGGCGGAGCUCCUGCGACAGGGAGCAGAUAUCAACCACGCCAAUGUAGACGGGCUGACGGCGCUGCAUCAGGCCUGUAUUGAUGAAAACGCAGAUAUGGUUCAGUUUCUGGUGGAGAGCGGCAGUGACGUGAACAGAGGAGACAAUGAGGGCUGGACGCCCCUCCACGCCGCGGCCUCCUGCGGCUUCAUCCAGAUCGCAAAGUACUUGAUCGAACACGGCGCUCAUGUGGGAGCCGUGAACAGCGAGGGUGAACUUCCUGUGGACGUCGCCACUGAGGACGCCAUGGGGAGGUUGCUUAAAGGAGAGAUUAAAAAACAGGGCAUUGAUGUGGAUCAAGCCAGGAGAGAGGAAGAGAGAGUGAUGCUCCAGGAUGCCAUGGCCGUGUUGGCAGGAAGUGGCUCUCUGGUGCCUCAUCCGAACACUCAGGCCACGGCGCUGCAUGUCGCUGCUGCUAAAGGAUACAUUGAGGUGUUAAAGGUGCUGUUGAAGUGUGGGAUAGACGUGGACAGUCGGGACAGUGAUGGCUGGACGGCUUUCCACGCGGCGGCUCACUGGGGACAGGAAGAGGCCUGCAAUCUUCUGGCUGAACACAUGUGUGACAUGAAUGCUGUCAAUAAUGUGGGCCAAACUCCACUCGACGUAGCCGAUGAGAACAUCGUUGAUAAUUUGGAAGAACUGCAGAAGAAGCAGAAUGCUAUGCGUUCAGAGAAACAGAAGAUCCAGACGCCCGUCAUUGAGACCAGCCCACCUGUUUCCAUGGCGCCAGCUCGCCCUCGCAGGACGUCCAUCUCUCGUAUGAGCAGUAAAGAGAAGAUCACUCUGCAUGAGCGAGAGAAACAUGCUCCGCCCACACUCCAGACUCCGCCCACAGAAGAGGAUGAAGACGAGUCGACGCGCACAGCAGGCCAAUCCAAACCCUCCAGCAGCUCCAGUUCAGAGGAAGAGAGCGAAUCAGAAAGUGACGCAGAGUCAGAAAAAGCCAAAACUCGAGAAAUGAUCAACAACUUGAACAACAAACGAAAUGCAGCGUCCGUAGCAAGCUCUGUGACCAACACUGCCCUUAACCAGGUUAAAAAGGCCGAACCCGUCCGGACCUCGGUGACAGAGGCUCCAGGUUCCUGGAGAACGUCUUUGCGUAAAGCAGGAAGUUCUGUGACACUGGGCUCGGCCGGGGCCUCUGAUCCAGUCAGCGAGGCCCUCAAGGACGCCGAAACUAAACUGGGAAUGACACGCUCUGCAUCCAGUCCCAGACUGAGCUCUGAAUCUGACAAUAAGGAGCCCAGGUUGGCCCGUGUUCAGCCAACUCCAUCCAGACGCCUUUUCAGCAUCAGUGACACCAGCACUAACCCCGACACCUCCAGCAGCUUGUUGAGCCGCAGCUCUUCAUAUACGCGCCGAUUGAACAGCCAGUCCGCCGGUGAUGUGUCCGCUCAGAACCCCUCGUUACCUCGCAGCUCAUCUUAUGGCAGGAAACUUGACGACCCCUCAGUGACCUCUGUAACCACGGCAACCUCUGGACUGAGUCGCCUCAAUAAUCUAGUGGCUCAGAGGUCGGCUCAGGAAGAGGCAGAAAAGAAGGACCCAGUCUCGAAUUCUGUAACCACGACAACCACAUCAGGCGAGCCAGAGACCAAACAGAGACGCAAAUCAUAUCUGACUCCAGUGCGUGAUGAGGAAGCAGAAGCUCAGAGAAAGGCCCGAUCCAGACAUGCCCGUCAGUCCAGACGCUCCACGCAGGGUGUUACUCUCACAGACCUGCAGGAAGCAGAGAAGACAAUGAAGACGGAAAACAAGGGGAAGGAGAAGAAGAAAGAAGAGGAGGAGAAAGAAGGGAAGCAAAAGAAGGGAGAGGAAGGGGAAGUGAGCUGGCGGUCUCGUAUCGCUAACCUGCAGAAGUCAGAUUUGCUGGGGCUCACACAUCCUCCUGGUGCUCCACGUCCUGAUAGACAGGAUGCAGACAGUGCACUCGCAGAGAUCGAGGAGCGUGCGAGGGAGCGCAGGAGAGCCAGAGCUCGGAGGAGAGGAAAAACAGGAGAGAGCGAUGACAACGACCCCAGUGGAGAGGAGGAGACUAGUGGUGGGCGGGACCCACAGACGGACAGAUACACGAGCAGCAGGUCUGAUUCGGUUUUGAAUGAUUGUAUUCUCACGAGAGGAUCGGAGUCCAGGGACUUUAGGAAGUUGUUUGAAGAGAUGUCCAGGGAGAACCGCCGUCUGCAGUCACAGCUAUCAGACACACAGAGAACCAUUUCACUGACCCGGGUGGAGCUGGAAAAGGCCACACAGAGGCAGGAGAGAUUCACGGACUGCACGGCUCUGUUGGAAAUGGAGAAGAAGGAGAAAAAGAUGUUAGAGAGGCGUGCCGCUGAGUUGGAAGAGGAGUUGAAGGUUUUAGGGGAUCUGAGAGCCGACAACCAGAGGCUGAAGGACGAGAACGGCGCGCUCAUCAGAGUCAUCAGCAAACUCUCCAAAUAGAGCGAGAGGAUCGAGAGAGAGAAAGAGAACCCGUACCACCCCUUCCCACCCGACAUCCUUCCCGAGAGCCAAAAAAGGGAAAAGAGGAGGAGAGGAACAUCAAAUACAAAGAACAAUGUCACUGUUUUAUAACGGCUCGCAGUUAGCCGUGAUCUUUUUACCUUCCUGCAGGACUGUGUGCGUGUGGCGUGUUUGAUCUUCAUCCGUGUUCUCACUGCGGAGACGCGUCGGAGCUUCAGAUUUCCGUAUUUCUCUCUCUCUCUUUCACACACACACACACACACACACUCGCACUCGUAUAGGGACGCAUGCACCAUGCACAUUCCCAUAAGCGUGAGCGCACACACUCCACACAUUCCACGAGUCUCAGGCAGCUGAAGUCUGCAGUAUUUUUGCAUCUUUGCACAAACACACACACGAUUGAGAGGUUCAUCCCUAAACUCCACUCCAGGUGGUCUGAAUAUGUCACUCCAAUCCAUCGGCUCCAGAAUCCAGCGCGACAAUCAUUCGUUGACAUCGAUUUUGCCGAAUGCACACCAGGCUGUCGUUUCGCAGCCACGUAUGCUAUGCAUCUUUUUUUCUUUUUUUUUUUUUUUUUUAAGCGACACUUACGCCGAGCCAUGAGGAAAUGUCUAUUUUUGUGGUUUUUACCCUUGUUUGAAUCAUCCUUGCUCCUGGCGUCUUCUGAAGCGAGGCAGACGGCUUUUGUUUAUUGUGUAAAUUACAAAUAUUAUGCAUUUGAACUCAUAACGCUAUAAACUGUAACUUGAUAUCAGCUUCGUUUUCCCCACGUGUUGUUUUUCUAAUAUAUUGAAUGAAUGUUGGCACUUAAUAAAAUAUGUGUGUUUGUA